GUACACCGCGCUUAGAAAAAAAGAAAAAAAGAAAAAAAACCCAAACAAAACAAUUUGGGGGCUCUGUGGCGUUUUCGACUCUGAAUUCGCUCUCUCUCAGUUAUGUAAUUUGUGGUGUGUUGUGCUCAUAUGUACAUACGAUUAUGAUAUAUAGUACUACGUAGACGAAGACACCGUACGUGGGAUUUUGCUGAUGUAAUCUUUAAUGACAAGACACGGCUUUAACGUUUGAGAUCGGCGGCUCAUUCCAACAUUAUCUUCCUUUUCCAAUCCUCCAGGCUGAUUGUUUACUUAAUGGGGAUUCAAACAAUGGGUACUCAAGGAAAUGGGCAACAAGUACAGCAACCUCAUCAUUUACAGCCAUCUCCAUUGACAAGGCAAAGUUCAUGGUAUAGUCUCACCCUUGAUGAAAUUAAGAACCAUUUGGGUGACACUGGGAAACCAGUGGGUAGUAUGAACCUUGAUGAGCUUCUACAGAAUGUGUGGACCACUGACAUGGCCACCAUUGACGGCGAAGCGAAUCAAAUUCAAUCCAAUGAGAACACCUCUUCCUCCUCCUCGUCUCUCCAACGUCAGGCCAGUUUAACAUUGGCGAGGGCGUUGAGUGGGAAGACGGUUGAUCAAGUUUGGAGAGAGAUUCAACAAGGUCAGAGGAAGAGGUGUGGUGGUGGAGACAUAAAGGUUCAGGGUAUGGAUGAUACAAAUUCAAGUGUGACACUUGGGGAAACCACUUUAGAGGACUUCCUGGUACAAGCAGGGCUUUUUGCCGAACCAUCUAUAGCUCCUCCUCCUCCUUCAGGGAUGGGGAUUGUUGAGGUUGUGACCCCUCAGAAAAUGGUGUUGUCACCAUCCCCUUCAUUUGGUACAUUAUCGGAUACGCCAAUGCAAGGGCAGCAAAGGGAUGCCUCUGAUGCAUUUGAGAGGACUUUGGAUAGGAGGCAAAGGAGAAAGAUCAAGAAUAGGGAAUCUGCUGCACGCUCACGUGCUAGAAAACAAGCUUACCAUAACGAACUGGUGAGUAAGGUUUCACGUCUAGAAGAGGAGAAUAUUAAGCUCAAGAAAGAGAAAGAAUUCGAUCAAAUGUUGUCUUGUGUUCCACCACCUGAAACAAAGUAUCAGCUUCGAAGAACAAGUUCAGCCUCUUUCUGACAUCAUCUCGGUGCUGAGUAUUUAGAGUUCCCCAAUGUUGGGACUGAUAUGUUGGAUUGCUGGGGCAGCUGCUUUGGGAUUUCUUAAUCAGACUGCUUCUUGUUGCUGCCACUGUUUAUAUGCAUCCUCCCUAUCCACCAUUAGGUCUUGGCUUAAUGUAAAUCUAUAAUUAACUGAUUUUGAAAUAUAUAUAUACUCUGCCGCAAAAGUGCCAUAUCAAGUUUUGGCUCUGCUCUGUUUUGCUGGAAACCAUAUCUAGAAAGAAUUGUUUCCUCGUUAGUUGAAAUGCACGUUUGAUAUGAUUACAACAUGAAUGUAUUAGCUUGAUCUCA
Messenger RNA from Quercus robur (English oak), 1481 nucleotides. RefSeq names its product ABSCISIC ACID-INSENSITIVE 5-like protein 3. The transcript is spliced from 4 exons. Gene Ontology annotation, cellular component: nucleus. NCBI's taxonomy places the organism in Eukaryota, Viridiplantae, Streptophyta, Magnoliopsida, Fagales, Fagaceae. The record is from RefSeq and is a predicted model, not a curated record. Gene Ontology annotation, molecular function: DNA-binding transcription factor activity. The coding region runs from base 295 to 1149 and encodes 284 amino acids. Gene Ontology annotation, biological process: positive regulation of DNA-templated transcription.